Messenger RNA from Olea europaea var. sylvestris, 1714 nucleotides. Its product is annotated as malate dehydrogenase, chloroplastic-like. Gene Ontology annotation, cellular component: mitochondrion; cytoplasm. The record is from RefSeq and is a predicted model, not a curated record. The transcript is spliced from 2 exons. The coding region runs from base 195 to 1433 and encodes 412 amino acids. Gene Ontology annotation, molecular function: L-malate dehydrogenase (NAD+) activity. Gene Ontology annotation, biological process: malate metabolic process; tricarboxylic acid cycle. NCBI's taxonomy places the organism in Eukaryota, Viridiplantae, Streptophyta, Magnoliopsida, Lamiales, Oleaceae.
UUUGUGGAGGACAAGCGGCGGAGAAACUUAUGCCAUACACACACCCCAGCGUGUAUCUGUGUGUAAAGCGCGACCUUUUAAUCCCCACAAGGGCCACAACCUCUUACCUUAAUAGUAUCUCUUAAAGGUCUACAAUCUACCUACUCAUUUCUACGCGAACCCUUCAGAGAUCAAGGAAAGAGAACUGUUGAAAUAUGGCAGCAACAUCAACAACCAACUUUUCAAUUGGAUCUGCUGUAUCUGCCGGCUCCAAACUAGGCCCAGUUUCACAGUCAAAGGCCUUUGGUAUCAGAUUCCAUUCUACAAAUUACUUAUGGAGAUCCAAUGGCCUCAAGACUGCUGACUCUGUGAGCUGUCAAUCGAAAUCAUCAUUCUUAGGCAGUGAAAGCAGUGCAGCUCUCAGGCGCUGUUACAUUGGUAAAGCCCGAAAAGAUAACAUGAGAACUUAUAGUCAUGGUCAGCCUCAGGCGUCUUAUAAAGUAGCUGUCCUUGGAGCUGCUGGUGGUAUAGGCCAGCCGCUGGCACUUCUAAUCAAAAUGUCACCAUUGGUUUCUGCUCUGCACCUUUAUGAUAUAGCAAAUGUGAAGGGAGUUGCAGCGGACCUUAGUCACUGCAACACCCCCUCGCAGGUAUUGGAUUUCACUGGAGCAUCUGAAUUGGCUGCUUGUUUAAAGGGUGUAAAUGUUGUUGUCAUACCUGCCGGUGUUCCAAGGAAGCCAGGAAUGACCCGUGAUGACCUAUUUAACAUUAACGCUAACAUAGUGAAGACCUUAGUUGAGGCUGUUGCCGAUAACUGCCCUGAUGCCUUCAUCCACAUCAUUAGCAAUCCUGUUAACUCCACCGUUCCAAUUGCUGCGGAAGUCUUGAAGCAAAAGGGGGUAUAUGAUCCAAAGAAACUCUUUGGAGUUACCACCCUUGAUGUUGUAAGGGCAAAUACAUUUGUCUCUCAGAGGAAAAACCUAAAGCUCAUUGAUGUUGAUGUCCCAGUCAUUGGAGGUCAUGCUGGGAUUACUAUUUUGCCCUUGCUGUCGAAGACAAAACCAUCGGUUACUUUCACUGAUGAAGAAGUUCAUGAGCUAACUGUCAGGAUUCAAAAUGCUGGGACAGAAGUUGAUGAGGCAAAGGCUGGUGCAGGAUCCGCCACUCUUUCUAUGGCAUAUGCUGCAGCACGAUUUGUUGAGUCCUCACUCCGUGCACUUGAUGGGGAUAGUGAUGUUUAUGAGUGCACCUUUGUCCAGUCUGACUUGACUGAGCUCCCAUUCUUUGCUUCAAGGGUUAAGCUUGGACGGAAUGGGUUUGAGGCAUUAAUUUCAUCGGACCUCCAAGGUUUAACUGAGUUUGAACAGAAGGCUUUAGAAGCACUCAAGCCUGAGCUGAAGGCCAGCAUUGAGAAAGGUAUCGCUUUCAUUCAGAAGCAACCUGUGACAGCUUAAGAAUUUUACUACUGUUUCGACCAUUGAGAAGAAAUAAGGUGUUUCAGCUUUUUUUCGGGAUUUGCUGAUGCAAUCCAGUUUUGUAGACGACAUGGAGAAAUGUGUUCCGUCCCUGCACUGAACUCCCUCUUAUUGCUUAUUGAAGUGAUUUUCAUCAGAGAAAUGAGUAACUUGUGUCAUGGAAUUUUGUUGUUGUGAGAGUUAUGUACUGCAUAAUAACAUUGCUUGGUAUGAUCUUUAUGCAUUAUCGAUCAAUAUACCACGACGAGUAAUUACAAUUA